AUGUUCCGAAAAAGCCUCCUGGACUUCUCGUGGCUGCCCUGGGCCGUCGGAGGGAGCCUCUGCAACCGGCGACCGGCGACGAGGGCGACCUGUGACUGUGAGGAGUCAGAAAGACAGCGCGUCCUCGUGGUUGGAGCGGGACUGACCGGCUGCCUGGUGUCCAACCUGCUCAGGCGGCAGGGACCGCCUGGGCUGGAGAUCGAAGUCUGGGAGCGUGCCACCUACCCGUCAGGUCGCUUCGGUGCCACUUUCUCCUUUGAGAAGAAGCCUCUGCGAAAUGGUGGUCGGUCUGAUGGCACAGGAAACUGGGUCGACCUCGGAGCCCAGGUGCUCUCGGCGGUGGAGGUGGGCUCCGGGCAUCCAAAUGCCGGGGCCACUGGGCACAACGUUUCGGCUUCUGAUGUGGCUGCUUGUUGGAGGGAAGUGCAAGGAAUGGUGGACGAGGGGUUGCUCGAGCGAGUGCCUGAAGAGAUGCUAGCAGAGACAGAGGAGCGGAUGAAAUACGAGGGCCUGUGGGCGCACUUCUGGUGCAGAUGGGGCCUCGGCUAUCUGCUGAGGAGAUAUAUUUCCCAGGCCAGUGCGCACCUGCGCCUGGGAGUGCGAGCCGAGGCGAUUGCGUUUGAGCGAGGUGGGCAGGUGACUGUGCGCGGCAGCGCACGUGGCUGUGGUGGAGCAUCGUCUAUGCAAGCUCAGGCAGAUGUGGUCAUUCUAGCUGUCCCGGCACCUGACGCAGUAAAGGUGGUGCAGCUCCCACGGCACGUUGCAAAUACCAUAUCAGGAAUCGAGUAUGAUAGCCGCACGGCCGUCGCGAUUUUCUUCGAUCCGGUUCUGCAAGAGCCUGUCGCCCGUGCAUUUCAGGGGCUGGCGGAAGUAUCCCUGGAUAUCCACUCCAAAGAAGAAGUGCACCUGGUGUCCUGGCAAAAUGCAAAGGACAAAAGCUUCGCUCAUGGUGACAUUGUUCGACUUGUGGUACACUCGGCGGAGGGCGUUUCACUGAACGGGCCAGGUCCCGCCUUAGAGGCCCUUUCAGUCAUGCUCGGGCUGUCAGCUGCUUUGCUUGAGCAUCUUCUACUCGACUGGAAGGUGGUGGAUUGGAAAGUUUGCCAGAUGGUCCGGCCUUUCGAAAGUCUUCAGACCGACCUGGAGCUGGAGCUCUCGGAGCCAGCGCUGAGAGUCAGCGGUUCGCCGAUCAUUUUGGCAGGCGAUUACUGGUGCCAGAGCAGCUUUCUAGGCUGCUUCUGUUCGGCGAGCGCCGCAGUUCGCCAAGCCCUGGCAAGUCUGAGGCGUUGCCCACCAGAGACGUCUUCGCGACGCAACACAUGCUCGACGGAUGGGCAUUUGUGA
Molecule: messenger RNA, 1344 nt
Organism: Symbiodinium sp. CCMP2592
Lineage: Eukaryota; Dinophyceae; Suessiales; Symbiodiniaceae
Source: the annotation of a GenBank genome assembly